Leptopilina heterotoma is the source of this 807-nucleotide messenger RNA. RefSeq lists its product as uncharacterized. The transcript is spliced from 3 exons. Gene Ontology annotation, molecular function: protein binding. The record is from RefSeq and is a predicted model, not a curated record. Lineage: Eukaryota; Metazoa; Arthropoda; Insecta; Hymenoptera; Figitidae. Bases 198 to 446 code for a protein of 82 amino acids.
CUUCCAUUUCCGCUUGUACGCCAUUUUGGUUAUAACCUAAAAUUUAUACGACCUGACCACGUUUUUGAUAGCCGGCCGGCGUCCAUUGUGUCUCUGAUCUCUGAUGUGAAAGGAUAUGUAGCAAAUGCGAGCACCGCUGUCCAAAUGAUCAGGACCCUGUUUGCGGAACGGAUGGAAGAACAUAUCUCAAUAAAUGCAUGUUGAGGGUGGAAAUUUGCCGGGUGGGAAUUGAACUCUCUCAUCUUGGACCGUGCAACAACAUCUCGGCGCACAGAGAAAACUGUCCAGUUUCCUGUGAUUUUGCCCCCGUCGAUGGACCGGUGUGCGGAAGCGAUGGAAAUGUCUACAAAUCCACCUGCCAAAUGAAGCUACUCACCUGCGGGUGCUGCUGCAAUGGUGCUCACAUUCAGCUACUCAUGUGCCGGAAUGUGCUCCUAAUGGUUUAGUCAUCUUCACUGUUGUCCACCUCCUCCUCUUCGACCAAGGUCACCAACAUCAAUACUGAACUCUGGUGACGUAUAAGAUUAUGCUUUUUCAAAUGAGUGUAAAAAUUCGAUGUCAUCCAGCGCAUAUCACUCAUUUGAAUCGUUUUUACUUCCUGACAACCAACAGCAGGGCUUUUCACGGCAGCAGAAUAAUUGCCACCUUCAUCUAAUGUUAUGUUGGCCGAAAUCUUUGAAAAUUUACGUCUAUAUUUACGUUGAAGAAUAUGAGCACGCUGGCUGUGUCGAUGACGUUGAAGUUUCCGACGCAGCAUUGGCGUUUGGAGUGGAUGAUGUAAAGGAUGAACUACUAUAUGGGGGUACU